Messenger RNA from Electrophorus electricus (electric eel), 6123 nucleotides. RefSeq names its product RB1-inducible coiled-coil 1 (gene rb1cc1). Gene Ontology annotation, cellular component: phagophore assembly site membrane; Atg1/ULK1 kinase complex. NCBI's taxonomy places the organism in Eukaryota, Metazoa, Chordata, Actinopteri, Gymnotiformes, Gymnotidae. The record is from RefSeq and is a predicted model, not a curated record. Gene Ontology annotation, molecular function: molecular adaptor activity; protein kinase binding. Gene Ontology annotation, biological process: autophagosome assembly; reticulophagy; autophagy of peroxisome.
CAAAACACAGCAGCAACAUAGAGCAGGGUGUUAGCCAGCUAGCACAGAGCUGGAAACAACAUUAGCGAGGUUUAUGUUCACAGGUCGAUGAUAAAACGAAGGAUGGUACAUCGACUGUCGUUAUCGAUGGAUUACAUUUCAAACAAGUAGUGGGAUUGUGGAUCAGUAUUGCACAUAUAUGAACAACUCCAUGACUUACAGCUAACUUAGCAACGCUAGCCAAAUAUCGGUUGCCCAUUAGCUAGCUAGCUCAACCCGAUAAUCUUCUCUCUGUGCUGCUAGCAACAUUUUAAGCCCUAAGCAAGAGAGCUUGUGGCUUCUGUAAUGCAAAGUAUGAACCUGAGAAAAUAGAGGUCAUCAAUGACUAGAUGAAGGAGCCAAGCUGGAGGAAAGCUCAGUGGAGAAUUCAACAUGAAGUUGUAUGUGUUUCAAGUCAAUAAUGGAAGCACAUUAACUUUUGACACUGAACUCGCUGUCCAAACCGUUUUGGACCUUAAACAUGCCAUCCAGGCGAAGUACAAGAUCGCCACACAGCAUCAGGUGCUGGUGGUUAACGGGGGAGAAUGCAUGGUCGCAGAGAGGAGAGUCUGCAGCUACAGUGCAGGCACAGACACCAAUCCCAUCUUUUUGUUCAACAAAGAGAUGAUCUUGUGUGAGCGUGCACCGACCAUCCCCAAAACCACAUUCUCCAUCGAGAACGAGAUGGAGCUGAAGGUGGAGGAGUCCCUCAUGAUGCCUGCUGUGUUUCAUACAGUUGCCUCUCGGACACAGCUCGCCGUGGAAAUGUUUGAAGUUGCCAAGAAGCUUUGCUCUUUCUGUGAGCGCCUGGUCCACGAUGAACAUCUGCAGCACCAGGGCUGGGCUGCCAUCAUGGCCAACCUGGAUGACUGCACAUUGUCAUAUCAAAAGCUGCUCUGGAAAUUUGAGACAGCAUACACAAAUUAUCAGCAGGAUUUUGAAGACAUCAAAAUAAAACUAACCAGGCUUGGAACAGCUGUCUCUGUCAUGGCUAAAAUCCCCCUGCUCGAGUGCCUGACCCGCCACAGCUACAGAGAGAGUCUGGAGAAAUCCAGCUCCCCGUGCCCCACAACAGAGGAACAGAAUGAGGAUGAUGAGGAUGGAGGUCAUGCGUCUGUCCAGUCUGCCACCUCCUGCCCCUCAGAUGGAGAGCAGCCGGCCCGGAAAUCGCCCACUUGUGUGUCUGCUCCAGGAGAUAGAAGGCCCGAGCCACCACCUCUUUCAGCCCCAGACAGGCUGGGGAGAAGUAGCCUUCAGGAAGCACUGGAAGAGGAACAGGAAACAUCAGAGAGAGGAGGUGUGGCCUCCUUUAACGUCACACUGCUGGAUUGGAUCAAUGUGCAAGACCGACCCAAUGAUGUGGAGGCAGUAGUCAGGAAGUGCUUUGACUCCAUCAACAGGCUUGAUCCACGCAUUAUUCAACCAUUUUUAGCUGACUGUCAAGAUACUGUUACCAAACUGGAUAAUCAAAACAUGAAGGCCAUCAAGGGGCUUGAAGAUCGAUUGUAUGCGCUUGACCAAAUGAUCGCCAGCUGCAAAAAGCUAGUUAAUGAACAGAAGGAACUUGCUCAGGGAUUUCUAGCCAAUCAGAAGAGGGCUGAAAAUCUGAAGGACACCUCGGUGCUACCAGACUUGUGUCUGAGUCAUGCCAACCAGCUGAUGAUCAUGCUGACCAAUCACAGGAAGCUGCUGGACAUCAAACAGAAGUGCACCACUGCCAAACAGGAACUUGCCAACAACCUGCAAGUCCGUCUCAAAUGGUGCUGCUAUGUGAUGCUCCACGCGGACCAAGAUGGCGAGAAACUGCAGGCCCUCCUCCGCCUGCUGACAGAGCUGUUGGAGCGGGUGCGUGUGGUGGAGACCCUCAGUACUGUCCCGCAGAUGUAUUGCCUGGCUGUGGUGGAGGUGGUACGGAGGAAAAUGUUCAUCAAACACUACAGAGAGUGGGCAAGUGCUCUGGUUAAAGAUGGGAAGAACCUCUAUGAAGCAGAGAAGGCCAAACGGGAGACAUUUGGCAAGCUGUUCAGAAAGUCAUUCCUUAGAAACCGCUUGUUUCGGGGACUUGAUUCCUGGCCUCCCUCGUCAUUUUGUACCAGAAAGCCUCGCCGAUUUGACUUUGAGCUUCCAGACAUCUCUCUGAAUGACCUUCAGUACCUUAAGAGCUGUUGUCCUGCUGAAGUGCAGCCUUUUCUCAGGGUUCCAUCACUGUGUGACUUUGAACCUCUUCACCACCAUGUGGAGGCCCUUCACCAGCUAGUGCAGGCAGCUCAAAGUGUAGAUGAGAUGUCUCAAACCAUGACGGACUUACUGAGUGAACUUAAGGUUUCUGGAAAUGCCAUGGGACUCAGCACGUUAACCCCCAGGUCUGAAAGCAGAGCAGAGACCACUCCUACCUCCUCCAAAACCCCACCUGCCCUCAGCCUACAGUCACUGCCUUGCCAGCCACUACCCCUCCCAGCUCCCUUAGAGGACCUGUCUCCUGACAGUAUAGAUGCCCAUACCUUUGACUUUGAAACCAUCGGGCACCCCAAUAUGGAUCCUGUACUCCAGCAAGGCUCCUUAGACCUGGACUCGUUGGCUGAGAGCCCAGAGUCAGACUUCAUGUCAGCGGUUAACGAGUUUGUAAUUGAAGAAAACGUAAUGUCACCCAACCCGGUCAGUGACCCCACGAGCCCCGAGAUGAUGGUAGAGUCCCUUUACUCCUCUGUCAUUAAUGCCAUUGAUAGCAGACGCAUCCAGGACACCACCACGCUGGAGAGGGAGAACUCCCGCGUUGCUGCCCUCCGGCUGGCUGUGGACAGGUACCGCUCGGCUGCUGAAGAGUCCCAGAGCAACCUGAGGAAGGUGAAGGAUGAUCUCUGCCAUUUGCGCGGCGUUGUUUUAAAGGAGCAACGAGACUUCAGCCUUGCCUUGAAAAAGAUGAGCGCCGACGUCCACGGUAUAGUGAACAGCAUCAGAUACUGUCAUGAGGGCGAGCUAAGGGAGGCGCACCAGCAGGAGCUGAGGAACCUCAUGGAGGACCAUGACAAGCAGGUCCAUGGUCUCACUGAGGAACUUGAUGGGAACCGGGGCAUUGUGCGUGAUGUACAGCGCGCCAUGCUUGAGCUGGAGGGCCUGCUGGAACGGAAGGAGAAGGAGCUGGCCCAGCUGGAGGCAGAGAGGGAGCGCUUGCUGAAGGAGGUGUGCAGUGGGCAUCAGCAGGUGGUGCAAGAGCUAGAGAGGAGGCUCUCUGAGCAGAGAGAGGCACUACGGGAUGCUGUGCUCGCCAGGGACGCCCUCGCCAGCCAGCUGGACAGCCUGCAUGGUGAGUUAGAGCGCAGCCGGCAGAAAAUACGGAAGGAGAUGGAGAGCGCUGAGAACAGCCGUCUCCAAGAGCUGGAGAACCGUCUGAAAGAGGAGCAACACGCCCAGCUGGAGGCCCUGAAAUGGGACAAGCAGAGUGCUCUGAAUGCUGUUGCCCAGGAGAACGAGGCUAAGAUCCUGGAGAUGAAGGAGGCCCACUCCAUAGAGUCCAAGAAGUACGAGGGCCGCCUAAGAGACUCAGAGGCCCGUGGUGCUGACCUCACUGACACUUGCUGCAAGCUCGAGGUGGAGCUGGCCCUGAAGGAGUCUGAGAGUGAAGAGCUUCGCCUGCAGCAUGAGGAGGCCCAGGCUCAGCUGGAGGAGACCCUGCGGGCUGAGAUGGCAUCGUGCACAGGCAUCCUGCAGGAGCAGGUGGAGGCUCUGACCCAACAGCUGCAAAAGCGGAAUGAGGAGCAUGAGCUGGGCCUGGCGGAGCUGCGUGCCCUCAUGCGCCUGGAGAAGGACCACUGCAUCUCGGAGCUGGUGGACCGGCACGAGGAACAGAGCACCAUCCUUCGCCACGAGUUCUCUGCACUCAAGCAGAAGUCACAGGAAGUGAAACGGGACUGCGAGGAGCGCCAUCUGAAGCUCCAGCUUGAGCAGGAGGAACAGCUUGCUGGAUUGAGGGAGGAGCAUGACCAGGAAAAGAGAGGGUUCCAGGACAGAGAACGGGACUUGCAGGCCACCAUCAGUGACCUGCAGACGGAGAUCACCCUCAUGUCUGGAAGGCUGGAGCAGGAGAGGCAGGAGGCUCAGAGAAGGAUAGAGGAGGACAGAGAGGAGGCUAAAGUGGCACUAAACAAUGUCUUAAGGGACUCUGAGCUCCACAUGGUGGAGCUUGAGACAAAACUUUUAGAAAAAAUUAAACUACUAGAAACUCAACUUGAAAGACAAUCCACGGACGAAGUGGCAGUGACUAGGCAGGGCGAGGUGGAGUCAGUGGCUGGGUCGUCUCUAGACAGUGCCCUGCAACAGAGGCUGGAGGAGGAGAAGGCAUCACUCCGGGCGAGGUUGGAGCUCAUGGAGAAACAGAAGAACGAGGAGCUGCAGAAUAUGAAGACGUCACUGAUUGCUGAGCAGCAGACAAAUUUCAACACUGUCCUCACACGGGAAAAGAUGAAGAAGGAACAGAUUAUUAACGAACUGAGUGAGAAUCUUAAAAAAGUGACACAACAGCAGGAGAAAGACAAAGGCCUGAUUGAGACUCUCUCAGAAGACCGUGCCUCCAUCCUUCAAGAAAAAAAGCAACUGGAGGAGGAGCUCAACCGUCUCCGAUGUACUGCGCUCGUCUCCUCUUCCUUUUUCACGUCCAAUCCUGUCCCUGUCUGCAUGGAGUCACCUGGGGCCUGUGGUUCCACCCCUGCGGAAGCCCCUGCUUUGCCCGGACUGGACUCAGAAAGAAUAGCGGCCAUGGCUGCGCUGCGAGAUGAUGACAGAGUCGACUCUGCUGUGGAGGCCAGCAUGAUGACUGUGCAUGAUAACACACUGAUGCUAUCAGAGGAGAAGCAACGGAUACUUAUACUGGAAAGGACGUUACACAUGAAGGAAGAGGAGAACAAGAGACUCAGCCAAAGACUGAUGUCACAGAGUAUGUCCUCUGUAUCUUCGAGGCAUUCAGAGAAGAUCGCUAUUAGAGAUUUUCAGGUUGGAGACUUGGUCCUUAUUAUUUUAGAUGAGCGGCAUGAUAACUAUGUGCUUUUCACAGUCGCACCCACUCUCUACUUUCUGCAUUCGGAGUCACUCUCUGCCCUGGACCUCAAGCCAGCAGCUGGAGCCACAAGGCGACCAUGGGUCCUUGGGAAAGUCAUGGAGAAAGAAUAUUGCCAGGCAAAAAAGGCCCAAAACCGGUUCAAAGUUCCACUGGGCACCAAAUUCUACCGUGUAAAAGCCGUGCCAUGGAAUAAGAAAAUGUAAAAUUGUAAUAUCACUCUGUCAUGAGCUAGAAUGUUUAUAUUGCAUUUUUCAAAGAUCUCAUGUCAUUCAUAACUGUCUCAUCGAGAAAGCAAGAAGACAAAUGUUAUCUUGUUCCCCUUUUUUCUUUUUUUAAAGCCCUCUGUGGCAACCCAUGUUUUCCUCUGUUUAUUCAGAGGGUUUGUAAAUGUGGACCAAAUAAUAUUACUUUAUUGGGGCAUGCCCUUUGCAUACUGGCUCCUAAGCCAUUGUAACAAGUCUGUAAAAUGAACAAAAGCUAUUUGGAUGUUAUAUAUUAGUUCAUCAUUAUUAUUGACAUUUUGUCCAUUUGUUGGGGGGGAAACAUUGUAUCAUUAUCAAACUAUUUGCUUCUCAAGGUUCUAAAAAUAUAGAUUUAUUGUAAAUGUUUAUGGGGGAAUGUUCAUGGCAUGCACAGAUAUAUUUUCUUUAACUCUCUGGAUGUGUGUUGUAGUUGGAAAUGUAGGUUAAACAUGCCGUUUGUCACAUAAUAAGAGUAUGGCCCUCCUGUUCAUAAUGUACACUGGGAUGGCCCAGGCAAUUCCAGGCCGUGCAAUCUUUGAAAUGCACUUUCACAGACAUAAUGCUUUCGUUUAUUCAGAAGGGAAGCAAUGGUGCUGUUGGAAAACAAGCUCGCAGUGAAACUAUGAAGCACCACAUAUCUUUCCGCUACUAUAGAACAUUGACAUGUAGAAAGAAUUUUUUCCUGUUUGUUGUAUGUCCUUAUUGGAUUAAAUCAUGACAUUGUAUAUUAUUCAUGAAAUCACACAAAUAACAAAAAUGACUGUAUUGUAAAAGAGUUUAGAGUUUUCAAACAAUAAAGGUUUGACCCCA